Messenger RNA from Pyricularia oryzae 70-15, 1287 nucleotides. RefSeq names its product proteasome component PUP3. Gene Ontology annotation, cellular component: proteasome core complex; proteasome core complex, beta-subunit complex. The record is from RefSeq and is a predicted model, not a curated record. Bases 296 to 916 code for a protein of 206 amino acids. Lineage: Eukaryota; Fungi; Ascomycota; Sordariomycetes; Magnaporthales; Pyriculariaceae. The transcript is spliced from 4 exons. Gene Ontology annotation, biological process: proteasome-mediated ubiquitin-dependent protein catabolic process.
CGCCAGCCAGCGUUGCCUUGUAGCUUGGUCUAGUCGGAGCUUCAAACAGCCAAGGCUACGAACCAUCGACGACGACCACGACCAAACCUCGACGAGCCCAACGAAAGCUACACCGAAGACGCUCAUCUGCAUCUCAUAUACAGAUUGAUAGCCACUACAUAUCUGACUGAUCCUUGAUUCGCGCCUUGUCAAGGAACAAGUAGAACCAGCGGCAAGAGGUUCCUCAAGCGUAUACACCUCCAUAGUGCCCUCAAGCGUCGUGCAUCAAGGCUACGAUACCACAUAAACCAGGACAAUGUCGUCGCCAUUCUCAAUAAACGGCGGCGCCUGCGUCGCGAUGGUGGGCAAGGACUGCGUCGCCAUAGCGUGCGACCUGCGCCUGGGCAUGCAGGCCCUGACCGUAUCCAACAACUUCCCCAAGAUCUUCAGCUACUCGUCGUCCGUCUUCCUCGGCCUGACGGGCCUGGCCACCGACGUCGCGACCGUGUCGGACCUGUUCCGCUACAAGGUCAAUAUGUACCGCCUGCGCGAGGAGCGCAACAUCGCCCCGCGCACCUUUGCCAACCUCGUCUCGAGCAGCCUCUACGAGCGCCGCUUCGGCCCUUACUUUGUCAGCCCCGUCGUCGCCGGCCUCGAGCCCAAGACGGGUGCCCCCUUCAUCUGUGGAUUCGACAGCAUCGGAUGCAUUGACUUUGCCAAGGACUUUAUCGUCAGCGGUACCGCCAGCGAGCAGUUGUUUGGCAUGUGCGAGAGUCUGUGGGAGCCGGAUUUGGGCCCCGAGGACCUCUUCGAGACCAUUUCACAGGCCCUGCUCAGCGCCGUCGACAGAGAUGCUUUGUCAGGCUGGGGUGCUCAUGUUUACAUCAUCGAGAAGGACAAGGUCACCAAGAGGUUACUCAAGGGUCGCCAGGACUAAGGGGUAGAGAGACUGGUUUUGUUCGUGCUAGGGACAUUCGAGCAUGCGACGCCAUGAUGACAUGUGGCCAUCCCGAAGUUAUAGACUAGGAAAAUGGGUUUCCCGUCCACUAGGGUUGCGGGACAUGCAUAGCAUGUGUUGAGAAAGACGAGCUCAGUUAUAGACUGGUGACAAGACAGCAGACCAGACUGGGAUCCAGGCUACAUCUUUUAAAUAUCCCUUUGUGCUGUAACAAUACACUUUCGAAUGAAGAUCUCACAUGAUGCCACAGCUCCAAGACAGACAAAGUCACAUGAUCUAAAUGUUCAAAUAUAACCAUGGACUACACUGCGUUGAACGUAGUUCUAUCUGAACAAGGAAGAUAAUUCGCG